Molecule: messenger RNA, 378 nt
Organism: Cyprinus carpio (common carp)
Lineage: Eukaryota; Metazoa; Chordata; Actinopteri; Cypriniformes; Cyprinidae
Gene: atp8b3
Product: phospholipid-transporting ATPase IC-like
Exons: 5
Coding region: 133-378 (81 amino acids)
Biological process (GO): phospholipid translocation; Golgi organization
Cellular component (GO): plasma membrane
Molecular function (GO): ATPase-coupled intramembrane lipid carrier activity
Source: RefSeq, a predicted model, not a curated record
UUUGGGAGUUGAUACACCUGCUGUGAUUUACCUGGAUGAGACGCUGGGGAGAAGAGCGCGGAGAGUGAGCCCUGUGGGAGCUGCUAUCAAGGAACAAAAACAAAACAGACCAUCUCUGUGCAUUACUCCGUCAUGGCCGACAGCAAGACAGAAAGAGGAGUCAAAUGGGAGGUUCGUGCCAACGACCAUUAUUUUCAUCAGUCCUGUCGCCGCAAGUCUUUCCUGUGUUUCCGCUGGGGGCGUUAUGCUGACAAUGUGGUGCGGAGCUACAAAUACACUCCUCUGACAUUUUUGCCUCUUAACCUGUAUGAACAGUUCCAGCGAGUGGCGAAUCUUUUCUUCCUACUUAUUGUGGUAUUGCAGAAAGCCAAGUCCUAA